Perkinsus marinus ATCC 50983 is the source of this 902-nucleotide messenger RNA. RefSeq lists its product as hypothetical. The record is from RefSeq and is a predicted model, not a curated record. Lineage: Eukaryota; Perkinsozoa; Perkinsida; Perkinsidae. The annotation marks the transcript as partial. The transcript has 9 exons.
AUGGUGGCUCUUUCUCCUAGGCUGCUAACGCGUCGUGGAGGGACUGGGAUCAGUAGCAGUAGACUGGCAGUCACUCGUGCUGCUGCUUUUGGCUCCUCUUCGGCCUUUGAUAACGUCUUUGAUGAGCCUCCGGGGGAUAUGGACGAAUACGGUGAGGUCGGCCGAGGCCCAGCAGUGACUUCCGAGAUAAUAAGGCGUGAUAGAGGCGGCAAGUUUGAGAAGGCUUAUCACUUGGGGGCGUUUGCGGACAAGAAAAAGGCGAAAUUAGGGAAGUCGGCAAUAGCCCAGCGUGAUGCGUUCUGGGCUGACAUACGAACGCAGAGUCAGUCGAAGUACGUGAAGGUGACUCAGCUGAAUAAGGAUCGACGGGAGGCCAGGAAGAAGCAUAGGGAGGAGCUGGGCAGUGUAGAGGAGGGGCCACAGGCAACGAAGGCUUUGGAGGAGUUUUUCGAGGAGGGCCAAGUAGCGGAGGACCUGAAAUCUAAGUUUGGCGAAUUACCCCAAGUUGGCUUCGUACCUAUGGCGUCUAUUUCGACACUGGGAGAUCCUCUGGAGAGAACCAUGGAUCGGAAAGAGCCUCCAAGAACAGCAGAUGAGGUUGAGGUCCAGACCAAGAACGAAGUUACUGAAUUCAUGGAAAAGAGCAUGUUGACACCGGAGAAGGGCCGAUUAGAGAGUCUACUGCAGGGAUCCUCAUCGAAUGUGGAGUCUCUGCUCACUUCGAACCCUGAGUGUCUGGCACUGCAGCAUAGAUUGUCAAAGUCCAAGACCAGCGGUCAGGUAUUGGCGCUGGUCGCUGAUGAGCUGGAGAGAAUGGACGGCAUUAACCUCGCAACAGCGUUGCAUCGUGUUGCGAAACAUUCGAAGUCAUAUCAAGUCUCCCAAGUCGCUACUGAUCCACG